Messenger RNA from Bursaphelenchus xylophilus (pine wood nematode), 2479 nucleotides. The record is from the annotation of a GenBank genome assembly. NCBI's taxonomy places the organism in Eukaryota, Metazoa, Nematoda, Chromadorea, Rhabditida, Aphelenchoididae.
AUGCCGUCUUCAGCUGGUUCCUCGCCCGAAAGGGAUGGAACUGCUAAUGAACCAGCUCCCGAGAGUCCUGAGGCAGCUCCAGAAAGUCCUCAAGCCGCUCCAGAACCCGAAGGAAACGAGGAUGCGGCUUCAGAAGAUAGAGUAGGAUCUCCAGCAGCUGGAAGUUUAUCCAAUCACUCGGACGAAGACGAUUCUCCCAAGAAAUCCAAGAAGGUUAACGCUUCGAAUGAUGAGGGAGAGGUUGGAGAUCAUUCUACCACGGAUAAAUUUUUAACAGACUCGGAGGACGAACAGGAUGAAGACGAUUCGCCUAAAAAGUAAGAAUUUUAUUAUUUUUGUUGACAUUUAGGUACACAGAAGGAAAAACCUCUGAAAAUGGCUGCUUCCUGCUCUUGAAGCCGUUCUUCUACUCCUUUGUUUAAAUUUACGUUGUUUUUUUUAUCAAAUUAUAUUAUACAUGGUUUAGAAAGAGGAAGGCAGUUUUGUCGGAUGAGGAGGAGGACGAUACAGAUAAACCCGAGAUUAAACACCAGGUGGUAACUCAAGACAGCGAUGACGAAGAUGCGAAUAAAGGAAAUGACGACAGCGACGACGAACUGAUAAUUAAAAAGAAGAAGAAGGCAGUUGAUAGUGAUGAUGAGGACGAAGAAUUAACCCUGAAGAAGGACAAGAAGUAAGUCCUUGCCAUUUGUUUGAUGUUUCUUCUAUGUCUAGGACAAUCUUAAGUUAUGGAAUUAUGUUUUUGUUGUUUUAGAAAGAAGCACGAGGAUUUAUUUGGCUCAUCUAGUUCGGACGAAUCCGAUGAUGAUGAUGAGACCACUAAAAAGUUGAUGGAUGAUAUUUUUGGUGAAGAAGGUGAUGAUGACGACGCCACUGAUAAGAAUAAAGUAAGUUUUUACUUAUGUUUUGUUGUUCUUAGAUUUAGGUUUCACGAAUUUGAAGUAUCUGCUAGAUUUUGUAUUAUUCUUGGCCAGAGCAUGCAUAAUAUAUUUCUGAUGUAAAAAUUUUAAUUUCCCAGGAUUCCCGCCGUGAAGAACGUCAAACAGCUGCUUCAGACAGCGACGACGACGACAAUCGUCGGGUUCGCGAAGAACGUGAUCGUUCCGGCGACGAGGACGAUGAUCGGCCGACUCAUCGCUGGGACUUCGAUGAAAUGAUGGCCAAGAAGAAGGCCGAACGUCGUCGCUCGACCAAGAGAAAACAUCGAGAUGGCGGGAUCGACCUCAUUUCGGACAAUGAUGAACAAAUCAAGAACCUUGUCGAUCAAAUGGCUCGAGCCGCAAAUGCCGAUCGGGUUUCGAAUGAAAAUCGACAACCUGCCUUCCAGAAACAGAAGUUGUUACCGGUUGUCAAGAGAACGUUGAUGAAAAGUGAUUUGUUCGAAGCGCUGUUGGACAAUGGAAUGAUGUCGGCACUGUCGGAUUGGCUGGCCCCUCUGCCGGACAAAAGUUUGCCGUCUUUGGAGAUUCGAACCACUUUCUUGAAGAUUUUGGAAAGUUACCCCAGACUCGAACAGGGCAUUUUGAGACAGUCGGGACUGGGAAAGGCUGUCAUGUUGCUCUUCAAACACCCCAAAGAAAUCAAGGAGAACAAAGUUAGAGCUGCGAAAUUGAUUCGUGAUUGGUCUAGACCUAUUUUUCAGGUUAGGUUUGAAGAAACUUUUUAUCAACUUCGGGCUGUUUUUUACAUAUUGUAUGAUCAUUUUGCAUUUUUUUUCAGCUGGAUACGAAUUAUACGGCAAUGACAAGAGAAGAACGCUUCGAACUGGACUAUAUUCACGCCAAGUCGGCGAAGAAGAGGUAUGAUUUUUUGGAAGGUUUGAAGGACUUAUAUUGUACUUGAAGCGUAGGCCUAUUUUCGGUUGUUCUGUCCUGGGGUUUUGGUUUUUGUUGAUAAAAUUGAAGUUGGAAGGGAGACAGCGGCUUAGAGAAGCUGUUGGAGUCCAAAUUUUAUUAGGAGAUAUUAAAUAUUUGACGUUAUAUUAUACUUGACAUCAAGUAUAAGAUAGCCGUUUUUUCUAUGUGAAGCGGAGGUUAUAUUGGGUUGAAUAACUGUUUUUAGAUAGAAUUAGGCCUGCCAAAUUGCUAGGUUUGCAGGAUUUUUUAUUUCAUUUGAUAAGCAUUGUUCUAUACUUUAAUUUUUUUUUUUAUUUCUACCCAUUUCCAGAAGAGAAGAUCCCGAAGAGUCUGCAGGUCCGUCGAAGCGAAACCGAGCCAUGGAUCUGGACGAUUUGGACGACGAAACUGUGAAUCCAGGCGAAGUCGGCUUCAUUUCUCGCGCUCGGGUCCCAAAACCGUCAAUGAAAGCGUACGUGAAUCGGCCCAAGUCGAAUGUGGAAGGACAAUUCCAUGGGGCCACCAAGUCCCGCCAAGCCACCCGAUUUGACAUGGCUCAACGCGAAUUCAAGGAGCGAACCAAGACGGCGAAAGCUAAGAGAGCUGUGGCUGUUUCAAUCGAAGGACGAAGAAUGGACUUAUAA